Messenger RNA from Phytomonas sp. EM1, 1237 nucleotides. NCBI's taxonomy places the organism in Eukaryota, Euglenozoa, Kinetoplastea, Trypanosomatida, Trypanosomatidae. The record is from the annotation of a GenBank genome assembly.
GGAGUUUCUAUGUGUGUUUCUGUUGGAAUUACUAAUCGCUACAAUGGGGAUUCUUGGACUUUCAAAACUGCUCUACGAUAAAGCUCCCGGUGCUUUCAAGGAGCAAGAGCUGAAAAAUUAUUUCGGGCGAUGCAUAGCAAUUGAUGCCUCCAUGAGUAUUUAUCAAUUUAUUAUUGCUAUGAAGGGGUUUCAGGAUGGCCAGGGAAUAGAGUUAACGAAUCAGAAUGGUGAAGUUACUUCUCAUUUAAAUGGAUUGUUCAACAGGACUUUGCGUAUGGUUGAUGAAGGGAUCAGGCCGAUUUACGUUUUCGAUGGAUCACCUCCUAAAUUGAAGGAAUACGAAUUGGAAUCGCGCCGCCAACGGGCGAACACGGCUGAAAAGGAUUUUGAGCGUGCCAAAGAAGAUGGGGAUGAUGAAUUAAUGGAAAAAAUGAGCAAACGCACUGUGCGUGUGACAUCGGAGCAAAUCAACGAUUGCAAAAAAUUACUGGGGCUUAUGGGCAUCCCGGUUGUCCAGGCUCCAUCUGAGGCGGAAGCGCAAUGUGCGGAGUUAGUUCGUAAAGGAAAAGCUUGGGCUGUAGGAACGGAGGAUAUGGACGCAUUAACGUUCGGCUCAAACAUCAUGCUGCGACACCUUAAUUAUAGCGAUACAAAGAAACGUCCGAUUACGGAAAUACAUCUUAAGCAGGUUCUUCAUCUCACAGGCAUGUCGAUGGAUCAAUUUAUUGACCUGUGCAUUCUUCUAGGCUGCGAUUACGUGCCCAAAAUACAUGGUGUUGGUCCUCAAAAAGCUUGGGAGGGUAUCCAAAAAUACGGUAGUAUCGAGGGAUUGCUAGAGGCAUUAGAUGGCUCCAAAUAUCAGGUACCUUCUGGUUUUAUUUUUAAGGAGGCGCGAGAUUUCUUCAAGCAUCCUGAUGUUACUCCUGGAGAGCAGGUAUCUAUCCAGUUUAAGGAGCCAGAUGAGGAAGGUUUGACUCACUUCCUUGUGCAUGAAAAGUUAUUUAACUCUGAGAGAGUCGCAAAAGGGAUAAUCAGACUGAAGGAGUCUCUGAAAAGAAAAACACAGGAAAGGCUUGACAAUUUUUUUACCAUAAAGGCUAUUCCAAAGGUGGAUACAAGCCAAUCGUUGGUCGGUUCGAAGCGUGUGCGAAAUGCAGAGAACGACAAACCCUUUCAUCCUUCUGGUACGCUUAGAAAAGCUAGCUUAGGACAUAAAAAGUCAGUGAAAAGGACGUAA